Fusarium falciforme is the source of this 1746-nucleotide messenger RNA. RefSeq names its product Branchpoint-bridging protein. NCBI's taxonomy places the organism in Eukaryota, Fungi, Ascomycota, Sordariomycetes, Hypocreales, Nectriaceae. Bases 88 to 1746 code for a protein of 552 amino acids. The record is from RefSeq and is a predicted model, not a curated record. Gene Ontology annotation, biological process: regulation of mRNA splicing, via spliceosome. Gene Ontology annotation, molecular function: mRNA binding; zinc ion binding. The transcript is spliced from 5 exons. Gene Ontology annotation, cellular component: nucleus.
GCAAACAAAGUCCAGCAUCACCAACUGGACCUUUUUCCUUCAUUUUACCCUGAGCGUAUCGAUUUUGAUCGCGAAAAGUUUGACAGAAUGUCGUGGAGAAAUCAGGGGAUCACGGGAUCUAACAACAUCCCUCUGGGCAAGCGCCGCUUUGCAGAAGAAGAUGGCCCCGAUGGGUUUGUCGAUGGCGACCGUGACUUGAAGCGCGGACGCGACCCCGAGCCACGAAGCGAAGCCGACGGACCUCGACGACGCAAGAAGCGAAACAGAUGGGGUGAUGCAUCCGAGAAUAAGGCCGCUGGCCUCAUGGGACUGCCCACUGCCAUCUUGUCCAACAUGACGAGCGAGCAGCUCGAAGCCUACACCCUCCAUCUGCGCAUCGAAGAAAUCUCCCAGAAGCUGCGCAUCGACGAUGUCGUCCCAGCAGAUGGCGACCGAUCGCCUUCGCCUCCACCUCAGUACGACAACCACGGUCGACGUAUCAACACGCGAGAAUACCGUUACCGCAAGCGGCUCGAGGACGAACGCCACAAGCUGAUCGAGAAGGCCAUGAAGACCAUCCCUAACUAUCACCCACCACAGGAUUACCGUAGACCGACCAAGACGCAGGAGAAGGUCUACGUUCCUGUCAACGAUUACCCGGAGAUUAACUUCAUUGGUUUACUUAUCGGACCCCGAGGUAAUACUCUGAAGAAGAUGGAGGCAGAUUCAGGUGCCAAGAUUGCUAUUCGUGGCAAGGGCUCCGUCAAGGAGGGCAAGGGUCGGUCUGAUGCCGCUCACGCCAGCAACCAGGAGGAAGAUCUGCACUGUCUCAUCAUGGCCGAUACCGAAGAAAAGGUCAACAAGGCCAAGAAGCUCAUUCACAAUAUCAUUGAGACUGCUGCUUCUAUCCCUGAAGGCCAGAACGAGCUCAAGCGCAACCAGCUCCGAGAACUCGCCGCACUCAACGGUACCCUCCGAGAUGACGAGAACCAGGCUUGCCAAAACUGUGGCAAGAUUGGCCACCGCAAGUAUGACUGCCCUGAGCGACAGAACUACACUGCUAGCAUCAUCUGCCGUGUCUGUGGUAACGCAGGCCACAUGGCCCGUGAUUGUCCCGACCGCCAGCGUGGUGCUAGCUGGCGUAAUAACGAUAUGGGCGGCCGUAGUGCUGGUCGCAUCGGCGGUGGGGAUGCUGUUGAUCGCGAGAUGGAGCAACUCAUGCAAGAGCUUGGCGGAGGUUCUUCCAACGGACCUCCUGCGCGCAUCGAGGCCGGCCCUGGCAGCAACGGAGACGCGAAGCCCUGGCAGCGUGGCCCUACUGGAGGACCUGCGCCUUGGCGUUCUCGCAACCAUGAUUCUAACAACGAGGGAGGUUCAUCGGCUCCCUGGAGAGACCGCGGCGGUCGCAACCAGGAUCACCACAGCGGCAGCAACGGCGGCGACAGCUACUACGGCCAAGGUUACGGCGGAUCUUCCGGUGCCGCCGCGCCAUGGCAACAACAGGCUCCCGGAACUCAGGGUGGGUAUGCUGGAUAUCCUGGUUACGGCAGCUAUGGAGCCGCUCCUGGAAUGGGCGCUCCUCCUGGCCUUGCCGCUGCUCCUGGCGGCGCUCCUCCACCUCCUCCGGGUGCUCCCCCUGGCCUGGGAGAUAUCAACGCCUUCAUCCAGCAGUACGCUGGAGCGGCGCCUCCCCCACCACCUCCUUCGGGCGAUGCUCCCCCUCCUCCUCCCAGUGACCAGCCUCCACCCCCACCUCCCGGUGCCUAG